UUUUGUUCGUCCUCAUGACAAAAACAGUCCUCAGAGCGCGAGGCUGAGAACAAACCCACCUGUCAUGACACUCGGGAGUUUUAUUUUCAAAUCGAACUUCGACAUCGUCCGGAUUAGAAUUAGGAUAAAGGGAUAAGGGAUGUUCUGUUCCCAUGAAAUCUCACCAGCCUUGGAUAUUUAGCGAGCUUGAAGAGUCGGGUCAGCAGAACAAUGAGGCGGAAAUGUCUCUGGGCUCAGCGUGACUGCAGCUCUACAGCAGAAUAUGCAGGCGACGCUCGGAGCAGACGUCACUCUCCAGUGUCAGAUUACUACAGAUGAAAGAAUCUCAGUGCUAAAGUGGAGCAGACCUGACCUGAACACAGACGGCUACGUCUACUUCUACAGGAACAAACGCUCCUAUGAAAAUUACCAACAUCCAUCUUUUCAUGGCCGAGUGAAGCUGAGGGAUCCGGAAAUGAAGGAUGGAGAUGUUUCUGUGAUUCUGAAGAACGUCACGUUUAAUGACACUGGGAUGUAUGAGUGUCACAUAGCUGUGAGGAACCCUGUGAGAAGUAAAAGAGCUCACACUGAGAUCAGUCACUUCAUUGAGCUCACAGUCACAGGUGAAGUGCAUGAAAACAUGUUGGAGAAGCACAUCAUGGAAGGAGAAGAUGCUGAUGGAAACACUGAGGUUGAACAGGUUGAAGCACAGACUAUCCUGAUUGUUGCUGCUGUUGCUGUUGUCAUUGCUGUUGUCAUUGCUGUUGCUGUUGGUUUGUUAGUGUUGCUUCUUAAGAGAAAUAAGAAGCAUCACAUCCUACUGAGGAAGAAUCAGCCCUGCUGAUUACAAACAACCGCCAUAAGGAUUUAAAUAUAUUUAAUUUAAAGUGAAAAUGAUAAGAUCACAAACUGUUUGUUUAUUAGAUGAUAAUUUGUAACCAUUACAACGAUUAAAUACUGUCCUCUCAUAUCUAUCAUAAAAUAUCCUCAUAACUACAUUUAUAAUUAUUAAUACUAGUUAAAUAUAUACACCUAGAGAACAAAUCUUGCUUAUUGAAGCUAAUCUGUGCAUUCAAAGCAGUGGUAGGAAACUUUGCGUGCACACCUUUGCAUGUAUGGAAUGACACAUGGAUAUUUGUGCUUGCAGGUGCACUGUAAACAUUUUAUCUACUGCAUAUACAUGGACACAUUAGAAUUACUAACAUAACUGAAAUGUAUGUGUUUAGACUUUGAACCAUCUGGAGUACCAAGAAAAUCCAUGCAAAAAGGCCACAGGCAAGAUUUAAACCAGGAAUAUUCUUAUUGUGAGGCUAAUCACACCAAACUAUAAUAAUAAAAGUUAUAAUAACAACUGGAAUAACAACAAAAAAAAUCCCAAUGGCACGUUGUGAAGGAAGGAGGGUGUGGGCAACCAAAAUGAAUGCUCUGCCCAUGAAAGUAUGGAGGUUGAGGAGGGAGAGAGACCGACCAUCGAGACUGUGUGUGUGGGUGCAGCAGGUUAGACUGGUACUGUGGGACCAGGCCAUUGAGGGAUUUGUAAGUGGGGGAAGAAAAACUUGUAGUGUGUAACUUUAGUGGAUGCCGAUGGAAAUGUGAGGGUGGGGGGGGGAUGUGUUGUUAAGACUGUUGUAAAAUGUCAGAAAAGGUCAAAUUUGACCCAAACUGAAAGUAAAGGGUUGAGCAAAGAUUAAACGCUGACACUUCAGUAACUACGUUUAUCAAGUACACCACACUGAAGAAAAUCUCUGCUGUCCAUUUAUGUCAAAUCAAGUAAAGUUUUAGACAUUGCGGGUGAUAAUUUUGAAACUACCUCACUUCCUCUGUCACAUGAUGUCAGACAUUUUAUCUUCACACUCUUUUAUUUGAGUAGUGUUACAUUUUGAGAAAACAAAAAAACAAAGGAGAAAGACUGAAAAGAUGUUUGCUGAUGCUUUAGCAACAUUUACCUCAAGACUGUAGGGAAAAAAAAGUCUACUGAGGUCUGUAAAGGUUCUACACCUCUGCAAAGGUGGUGGUAUGGUGAAUACAUCAGUGGCAUCAACUCAGCUACAAAUAGCCAUUUUUUUACUAAUACCUACUUCGACUCUGCUCUGCUUGGUUUUGGUCAUUUGCUUUUAUAAUCGAGUGCCACCUGACAUGCAUGCAGGCGUGAAAGUGAUGCAGCUGAACAUAAGGAUGUCAAGGUGAUACUUACUGAUUGUUCUGUGGCUGUCCUUUGCCUCAUUGCUGGCUUUUAACAGUGGCUAGUCAGCAACACUGACUAGCCAUCAAUAAUGUCACAUUUUUGGAUCGCCACACUUAGUUCACUCAUAAAGUACCAGGUACUACAAGGUAAUGGAAAACCCUAAAAACUGAGUCAAGCUGAGCCGACCUGACCUGAGUAGGUACUAAUAGAAAAGGGCUAAAAGUGUUGAGUGGAGGGAGGGAGGGGAACAAAAAACUGGAAACUGCUCAGUGAAUUAACAUCCAUUCAGUUUACUUUUUUUACUUACUAAUCAAAAGCAGAAGUAAUAUAGUCUUUUUUAGCUUGGGUGUGAAGGUUUCUCUCCACUUCAACCAAGUGCUGCUCGAAGGGGCUGAUCUGAUCUUUGGAGCCCUUAGUUUAGUGUUUUUAUUAUUAGGUGUUGUGAGCUGAGACUAAACAGAUCUUACUGACCUGAAUUACUUCAUCAAUACUUUACAUUCAUGUGUAUGUGUUUGCAUUUUGCUGAACAUUUGAUAAAUUUUUACCUCUCGCGCUUAUUUAUACCACACAGUCUGAUCUGCACGCAUAGAAUAUCAACGCAUAUGUAAAGAAGACAAUGACUUUAAAAUAUUUGGUGUUUUUUUUUA
Molecule: messenger RNA, 2811 nt
Organism: Pundamilia nyererei
Lineage: Eukaryota; Metazoa; Chordata; Actinopteri; Cichliformes; Cichlidae
Product: sodium channel subunit beta-3-like
Exons: 3
Coding region: 263-823 (186 amino acids)
Biological process (GO): regulation of sodium ion transmembrane transporter activity; cardiac muscle cell action potential involved in contraction; regulation of ventricular cardiac muscle cell membrane repolarization
Cellular component (GO): plasma membrane; voltage-gated sodium channel complex
Molecular function (GO): transmembrane transporter binding; sodium channel regulator activity
Source: RefSeq, a predicted model, not a curated record